Hipposideros armiger (great roundleaf bat) is the source of this 2933-nucleotide messenger RNA. RefSeq names its product FGGY carbohydrate kinase domain containing (gene FGGY). Bases 126 to 1904 code for a protein of 592 amino acids. The transcript has 17 exons. The record is from RefSeq and is a predicted model, not a curated record. Gene Ontology annotation, molecular function: D-ribulokinase activity. Gene Ontology annotation, cellular component: cytoplasm. Gene Ontology annotation, biological process: pentose metabolic process; carbohydrate phosphorylation. NCBI's taxonomy places the organism in Eukaryota, Metazoa, Chordata, Mammalia, Chiroptera, Hipposideridae.
GGCCGCUUAAGUUUCAUUCCAGCUGGUCCUUGGUCUGUUGAUUCCCCUGUGUCCUCUCCUGGGUGAGGCGUCCGGCCACUCUACAGAAGGGUCAGCCUUGACUGCACCCCAAGGCUGCCUGUGAGAUGUCUGGAACCCGAGGUGGAGGGAACACAAUGCCUGGUGGAGAUCAGGAACCAGGGCGCUACUAUGUGGGCGUGGACGUUGGAACAGGCAGUGUCCGUGCAGCGCUGGUGGACCAGAGGGGCAUCCUUUUGGCUUUUGCAGACCAGCCAAUUCACAAGUGGGAGCCUGAGUUCAACCACCAUGAGCAGUCCUCCGAGGACAUCUGGGCCGCGUGCUGUGUUGUCACAAAGAAAGUUGUACAAGGGAUCGAUUUAAACAGAAUUCGAGGGCUUGGGUUUGAUGCCACGUGUUCUCUGGUGGUUUUGGAUAAGCAGUUUCAGCCUUUACCGGUGAACCAUGAAGGAGAUUCCCAUCGAAACAUCAUCAUGUGGCUGGACCACCGAGCAGUCAGCCAGGUCCACAGGAUCAAUGAAACCAAGCACAGUGUCCUGCAGUACGUGGGUGGGGUGAUGUCUGUGGAAAUGCAGGCCCCGAAGCUUCUGUGGCUAAAAGAGAACUUGAGAGAGACUUGCUGGGAUAAGGCGGGACAUUUCUUUGAUCUCCCAGACUUCUUAUCGUGGAAGGCAACAGGUGUCACAGCACGGUCUCUCUGCUCCCUGGUGUGCAAAUGGACAUACUCAGCAGAGAAAGGAUGGGACGACAGUUUCUGGAAGAUGAUUGGAUUGGAAGACUUCGUUGCAGAUAAUUACAGCAAAAUAGGGAACCAAGUGCUGCCUCCUGGAGUAUCCCUUGGAAACGGGCUCACACCAGAGGCUGCAAGGGACCUCGGCCUUCCUGCUGGCAUUGCGGUGGCAGCCUCCCUUAUUGAUGCCCAUGCAGGAGGACUAGGAGUGAUUGGAGCAGAUGUGAGGGGGCGUGGCCUCGCCUGCGAGGGACAGCCAGUGACGUCACGGCUGGCUGUCAUCUGUGGAACAUCUUCUUGUCACAUGGGGGAAAAUCCCAUGGCGUCUAUUGAACUUGCGAGGGACGUAUUCCAUUCAGAGCACAGGAGGAGCUGGACUGGCCCCAUACCAACAUGGAAGGAGAUCAGCAAAGACCCGAUUUUUGUACCAGGCGUCUGGGGCCCAUAUUUCUCAGCCAUGGUUCCUGAAUUCUGGCUGAAUGAAGGUGGACAGAGUGUUACUGGAAAAUUGAUAGACCACAUGGUGCAGGGCCACGCUGCCUUCCCUGAACUACAAGCCAAGGCCGCAGCCAGAUGCCAGAGCGUAUAUGCGUAUUUGAACAGUCACCUGGAUCUGAUUAAGAAGGCUCAGCCUGUGGGUUUCCUCACUGUUGAUUUACAUGUUUGGCCAGAUUUCCAUGGCAACCGGUCUCCCUUAGCAGAUCUGACACUAAAGGGCAUGGUCACCGGAUUGAAACUGUCUCAGGACCUCGAUGAUCUUGCCAUUCUCUACCUGGCCACAGUUCAAGCCAUUGCUUUCGGGACCCGCCUCAUUAUAGAGGCCAUGCAGGCAGCAGGGCACUCCAUCAGCACUCUUUUCCUGUGUGGAGGCCUGAGCAAGAAUCCCCUUUUUGUGCAAAUGCAUGCAGACAUUACUGGCAUGCCCGUGGUCCUGUCGCAAGAGGUGGAGUCUGUUCUUGUGGGCGCUGCUAUUCUGGGUGCCUGUGCCUCGGGGGAUUUCGCUUCUGUACAGGAGGCGAUGGCAAGAAUGAGCAAGGUUGGGAAAGUCGUGUUUCCCAGACUUGAGGAUAAAAGAUAUUAUGACAAGAAGUAUCGGGUAUUCCUGAAGCUGGUUGAACAUCAGAAGGAGUAUGCGGAGAUCAUGAAAGGGGACUGAACAGAGCUUGCCAGUGCCAAUGCCAGGAGGCUCUGGGGCAUUGCAUCAGGGACCUCUGUCAUUUCAUCUUAUAUUCAAGACCCUUUAGGUAUCAUUUUAUCAUUUCUGUAUUGUCUUUUAAUAAAGAAAACCAAGACAUGUGCAACCAGAACUAGAAGCUUCCGUUUCAAAAUGCCACCAUUAUUUAGUUGGCAGUUUCCGCAAGCACCAAGGUGGAGACAGCCGUUUCACGUAGGGUCAUAGGAGCUCCUUGGAGGUCAUUCAGUUCAGGGGAAACUUGUGCCUGUUCAUCGAUUCAGUGUCAGCCAUGAAAUGAAAGACUUACAUUGCCUUAGGUUGGACAUCUAAUGUUUAUUCUGUAGGUGACUAAAAGCGUGUUGUUAACUUUCAUUUGGAAAUAAUUUCAAACUUUCAGAAAAAUUUCACGAAUAGGAAUUAUACAAGGAACAUCCAAGUACCUAACUUUUACCUUUUAACACAUACUUAAUUUGCUUUAUCAUUUGUAUGUUCUCUCUAUGCAUAUAUAUGUACUUGUAUAUACACACAGAUUUUUUUAUGAGUCAUUUGAGAGUAAAUUUCAGUAGACGUAACUUUUAUAUAGCACUUUUAUUUAACCUGCCAUCAUAUUCCAGCUUUGUCAAUAACUCAAUAAUGUCCUUUUGGAGUACAUUUUUUUCCCCCUCCUGUACAGGACCCAGUCUAGAAUCAGAUGCUGCAUUUAAUUGCAGAACCAUCAUCUUGCAAUCAUCAUAUUAAAGAGAAGCGCAGGCAGGAAUCAUCAAUGGAUUCAAGAGGGAAUUUUGAUGAGUAACAGGAGGUAUGCAUGUUCUUAAAAUGUCUCCUCACGGAUUGUUUAUUCAUUACAAGAGAAAAAAGAAUGUUAAUUAUACAGGGAAGAAAUAGGACAACAUCUUGAUUGGGUGAUCGUAAUUACCUUCAGCUAGGCAGAUGGCCAUCCUGUGCGUCUAGCUGUGAUAGCCUGAGAAGGACACAGCAUCAUUCUGGCUGGGGAUGCAUAGCCCGAAUCUA